Molecule: messenger RNA, 3125 nt
Organism: Drosophila serrata
Lineage: Eukaryota; Metazoa; Arthropoda; Insecta; Diptera; Drosophilidae
Gene: Rnb
Product: BTB/POZ domain-containing protein Rnb
Biological process (GO): anatomical structure morphogenesis
Cellular component (GO): cytosol
Molecular function (GO): protein binding
Source: RefSeq, a predicted model, not a curated record
GCCCCAAUUUGGAGAAGUUAUCCACCUCUAAAUAAAACAAAAAUUUUAUAAAAAGAAAUGGACGAAGUUCGAGUUGGGGGCAUGCUAGAAGUCCUCAGGACCUCCACGGAUCGAACGGUUAUAUACAAAUGCCUGGUUAAGCUGCGCAUGGACCUGGUGAAGGACAAAAAUGGCAUCGUUUUAUUCCGUACUGCUGGUGGCGUUCCCAUCAUGGUUCGCCUGAUAACCAAGAACGAGAAGAUAAUGGAGGUGGUUCUGAGCAUAUUGGGAAACUGCUGUACGGACGAGCAGGCCUGCAUUGAGGCUGUCGAAUGCAAGGUGAUCUCCCCGCUAGUAACAAUCCUAAAGACCAUACCUAAUCCAGUGAUUCAGUGCCGCGCCUGCCGGAUGCUCGGGAAUCUGGCCAAGAGCAAAAAGGCAGCUCAAUAUUUGAAUGUUCAUUAUGCCGCUAUUGCUCCAGCCAUCUGUCACAUUAUCGAGUCCACCAGUGCUGUGCAGACCCGCAUCAUGGCCUUUCGGGUGUGUCGCUUCCUGCUAGUUAGCAGCCAAUUCCUCAAGCACUUUCUCGUGUCCAACGGUUUCCUUCAGCUGAUGAAGAUCUUCGUGGCCGUAAUGAAGAAUAAUGAGACACCCAAAGAACCGCUUCCAGACAUAGAGGUAUCCACGCUAAUUGGCCUCAAGCGGAACCAGCACCGCGAAAAGUACUUCGAGGAGGUGGCCCGCAACCUGGAGGGAGUGCGGAGCGACAUCUUCGACUACCAGAUGCUGAAGAACUUCACGCGGAACUGCGACUACGCGCUGCCCAAACAGAAUGAUGAAGCCGUGGAGUUGGCUCUGGAGAUUUUAAAGUGUCUCGUCCUGAUCUCAGCUCAGCAGAUUGGAAUGAAAGCCUGGGAGUCCAUUUCAAGGAACACCUCACUGGCCUCGAUUGUAUGCUUUGUCAAGGAGGAUGGCGAACAGCGAGCCUCGGCCUUGAAGAUCUUGUCAAACUUUUGCAAGGAUCCGUGCGCCUUCUACAUGCUAAGCACAGCGGAUGCCAUUGUGGCUGCCUGCGAGAUGCUCAUGGCAGUCAAUAUGGUGAAGCCGUUGAAUGAAAGCGAGUGCAGGCACUGCAUCAACAUCAUAUCCACGCUAUCAACGGAUGCAUGCAGUCGCUCCAAGAUCCGGCGAUGCGGAGCUCUGCGCAAGCUGGUGGCCAUGAUACGGGACUCGAACUCUCAGAGCGAGCGUUCAUCGCUUUUCCACAUCCUCAACAACUUUCAAUAUGACAAUUUGAGCAUGGAACUCUUGCUCUGUGAGGGCCUGGUGCCCAUGCUGGUCAGGGAACUGAACGAUUAUCUGACCAGCGACGACGAGCAUCACAAACGUCGCCGAGAAGAGCGACUGCAGGGUGGAAAGAAACGUAAGCUGACAGAUCCUACAACGCCAGAGACGCUAACGAAGUUCUCAAGGACUCACGACACCAUCAACUCGGACUUUGACUCUCCGAGCAGUUCGCCCAGGUCCUAUCGCACAACCAGUCCCUGUAGUUCGCGCAGCAUGUCGCCGAUUUGCAAGGAUCUGCUGACCAACGACGACGAUGACAACUAUUCACCAGCUUGUAGUGACGAUGAUGACGAUGAAGACGACAGUGCGAAUAAUGGGGACACGAAAGACAGACGCAUAGCCAACAAUAGAGCCCAGGCCUCAAACGUUUUAGAUAUAUUAAAGCUAAUUGAUGAGGGCAGCGAAUCCAUCGAUGACACACUGUCGGACAAAGAAGAUCUCGAGGAGCUCAGCAUGGAUGUGCCGCCCAAGCUAGCCCAGUUUCGGAACCAGGCAGGCGACACAAUUGACAUUAUAGAGAACCUGAUUUAUAGGAUAACGCUGAUGGUGAACAAGCGGAUGGAGCUGGGAAAGCCUGAGACGCUGGAUACGCUUAUAAGAGCCAUCAACUUGUUUGGGGCCAACAAUAACUUUGCCAAUGCUCUGACAAACAUACUACUGGAGAGCCAGUUCUUUGCGCAAAUCAUUAAGCAUGGUGUUGUGCAUCAGCUGUAUCAGCUAACCAAGGUGGAGGAGAUGCGCAAGGAUGGCUUUGCCUUUCUGGAGACACUCACCAAUGUGGGCGAGUCCAACUAUGGCAAGGAGGAGCUGGUGCGACUUCUCCGCUGCGAUGAUAUAAAGGCCCAGCAGCGAGCCGCCAUCUCGGUGGCCUACAUCAUCAGGAGCCAUCGGCUGCUCUACCAAUUCCUGUACGACGGAAAUGCUCUUACGCUGCUCUUCGAUCUGCUGCUGCGCAUAAAGAGCGAAGAUCAGUAUGCAGAUGAGGCAUCAGAUGCCGUCACUUCAAUGGCGCGCUUCACCCUGGGCAUAGUUUUGCCCGAAGCGGAGCCUGCCGAAAGCACGGCUGAGAUUUGUACCCAACAGCUUAAUGAAACCAAGGAGCUGCACGACAACUGCGAUAUGAGAUUCCUGGUGAAUGGGGAGGGCGACACCACGCUGACCAUUGGCUUUAACAAGCAGUUGCUCUGCGACGCCAGCGAGGUGUUCAACAAGAUGCUUAACAGCAGCUUCCGCGAAGGGCACGAAGGCGAAAUCCAGCUUCGGGACUACUCAGCCCAAGGCCUGCGGUAUUUUCUGCAUUUAAUCAGCUGCCAUGAGCGGCACCCGAGCGAGCCCAACUACCCCGCCCUGUUGCAAGCCUACGAGAUGUCUAGGGUGUACAUCAUACCCGAGAUGGAAGCCGUGCUGCAGCAACGGCUUAUCCAGUUCCUGGAUUCCCACAACUGCCUGCGUUUGCUCGAGUGGGCACUGAAGAACUACCACUCGGAGCUGACGGAGACGGCCAUUAGCUACUAUCUCUGCUCCACACUGCCGGCUGCAGAGAAGAAGCAGCUGUUCCGGGCGGCGGAGGACUCAACCUACGCUAGCGAGUGGUUUCAGCUGCUCAAUGAUGCAGUGUUCGAGCGCUGCCGCAGUACCGGCUACUAGCCACGCCACCACCAUCCCAGUUGCGUUCUGUGAUCGUCUUGGCCGCUUUCCAUUCCCCGGACACGGCUCGUUAUAUUCGCCACAGCCACAGCCCUAGCCAAGUAUUUCCCUGUGCUACAAUUAUAAACUAAAAAUGUAAUUGUAUUUCUAAU